AGGUCUAGGCUUAGAGGCUUAGUUUAGCUUUGUUAGUCCAUUUUCCACUUUUUUUUUUGCACUGUCUUGUGGCUUGAUCAUUCUGUUGCUGCCAGCUACGCCGCUUUUAUGGUUCUUGUUUGUUAUCGAAGUGAAGAUUGGACUUCGUCGAUGAUUAGGGUUUUGAGGGUGCUCGAGUUACUACUUGCAUCUGUGACUUUGAGCUUGUCCGAGUUGUUUCUUGUGGAGCAUGCGGAAACGUCUUCAGAAUUAGAUCAUUGACUACACGCGCGAGUCUGGGCGUGAUCUUACGUAGUUCUGUGCUUCCUCGGGAGUCUUUGGGUUUGUAGGAUUUAGUUUGGCCUGCUAAUAUACUUCGAGCUUCAUCAUUUUUCCCAUGGAAGUGAGAUCAGAGCCAGGAAUUGUGCCGUUCAGUUCCGGCGUCCAGAAAAGCCCAGUGCAAACCCAGUCGCCGAUGCAGAGUAUGCGAUUGGUUUAUUCGCAGGAUGGAACGGCGUUAUACAAGCCGAUUACCACUACCACGAACACUUCUCCCGCUCCUGCUUCUUCUCCUGUUCCUGCUCCUCCUUUUGUUCCUGCUGCCUCUGCUUACGAAGGAGGAGGCGGAGGGGGAGGGGGCAGUGGGAGUAUUGAACUUCCCUCUUUAGGUUUGCCUGCACAAGGCUUGAAUAUCAACACCGGGGAUUCACUGAAGCGGAAACGAGGGCGACCGAGAAAGUACGCCCCUGAUGGCACAAUGGCUCUUGCUUUAACCCCUUCACCAACUGGAGCAACGGUGAAGCGCCGGCCUUAUAACUCCAAGAAGAAGCAGCAGCUGGCUGCUUUAGGAUCAGCUGGGAUUGGUUUUACACCUCAUGUUAUUACUGUGAAGGCAGGAGAGGAUGUAUCGUCAAAAAUAAUGUCCUUUUCUCAGCAUGGUCCUCGUGCUGUUUGCAUUCUUUCAGCAAAUGGUGCGAUAUCUAAUGUAACAUUACGUCAAGCGGCAACUUCAGGUGGCACUGUAACUUAUGAGGGACGAUUUGAGAUAUUGUCACUGUCAGGCUCAUUUCUACUUACAGAGAAUGGAGGACAACGAAGUCGUACAGGUGGAUUGAGUGUUUCACUUUCUGGUCCUGAUGGCCGUGUGUUGGGUGGCGGAGUGGCUGGAAUGUUGACUGCAGCUUCUCCGGUUCAGGUUGUCGUGGGGAGCUUCAUUGCUGACGGGAAGAAAGAACAGAAGCAGAGUGUUCCUGGAGAACCGAUGUCUGCUCCUGAAAAACUUGCACCAGUAGGGGGGAUGAUGGCCCACAGCCCACCAUCACGCGGCACCCUGAGCGAAUCCUCAGGCGGACCUGGGAGCCCAUUCAAUCACAGUACUGGGACAUGCAACAAUGGCAACCAGCAGGGAUUGCCUAACAUCCCAUGGAAAUGAGUUGCUGAUUAUGCCCCCCUUUAGGCCUAGUCUUUAGUGACUCGAAACGAAUUACUGCUGUUUCAUCUGGUUGGUUCUUCUGCUCCUCCCAUUGUUGUGCUAGUUGAUCGAAGUUUGUUUUUUUUAGUAAACUAUUAGGGAUUCGGUUGUAGUUUGUGUUAGAUUUCAUUAGGUCAUGUUUCACUGCUAAUCUAAUGUACUGUUUGUUCUACUAAUGCCUGAGAAGCAGCCAAACUUCUGUAUAAAAGGUAUUGCUAUUGCAUGUGUAUUAACACUCGACUCGAUCUAAACGUGUGCCUUUGUUAGCGUAGUCUUCA
This is a messenger RNA of Zingiber officinale, 1728 nucleotides long. RefSeq names its product AT-hook motif nuclear-localized protein 10-like. The transcript is spliced from 6 exons. Bases 377 to 1411 code for a protein of 344 amino acids. Gene Ontology annotation, molecular function: minor groove of adenine-thymine-rich DNA binding. Lineage: Eukaryota; Viridiplantae; Streptophyta; Magnoliopsida; Zingiberales; Zingiberaceae. The record is from RefSeq and is a predicted model, not a curated record.